Procambarus clarkii (red swamp crayfish) is the source of this 1986-nucleotide messenger RNA. RefSeq names its product sulfotransferase 1C4. Lineage: Eukaryota; Metazoa; Arthropoda; Malacostraca; Decapoda; Cambaridae. The record is from RefSeq and is a predicted model, not a curated record. Gene Ontology annotation, molecular function: sulfotransferase activity. Gene Ontology annotation, cellular component: cytoplasm. Gene Ontology annotation, biological process: sulfation.
GAGCAUUCUCGUGAGGGAGCCCUUGCACAGAGGACGUGUCCUGUUCCGUCUAUCGGCCAAUAGACUGAACGCUGUCCAUUCCUCACCGUCAAGUUAAACUCGGCGUCUUUUCGAUAUACCAACACUCGCCCGGAAUCGCGAAUGUGAAUAUAUUGUUUAGGAGCUUAAGUGACAAAUCACCACAGCAAAACAGAUUGGUAUCAGGUAACCCCUAGUGACAAGUGGAGAUUGUCGUCUGCGAGUGACCUAGUGAACUAAGGCAGUGCCACCGAUUAAGUAACCUGUGUGUGACUUUACCGCAGUGUACCGCGUGGUACCCCAGCCGCCACUGUCCCGAGCGUGUAGCCCGCCCACCGUCGCCCUCACUGUACCACGUGACGUCACCACCCUUACUCACCACCAGUGCCAGUGUGUGUGUUGGUUAUACAUACAGCACGCCCUCCUCAGGUUUUAGUGAUCGUCAAGGUGUGACAGGAUGCGACUAGCCAGCGGCCACACUGCCCUCAGCCUGGUGGGGGAGGAGCUGGAGCAGCAGCAGAAGGCCUUCCUCGGCUACUCUCCAGUAGGUCUGGUCCGUCUCACUCCCGGCAGGUGGCUCUUCCCCGCGUCCUACACCAAAUAUGCCGACAAACUCUACAACACCAAGUUCCGAGGGAGUGAUGUUGUGGUGAUGACGUACCCCAAGUGUGGCACCACCUGGAUGCAGGAGAUUGUAUGGACCAUGAGGAACAACCCGGACCUCAAGCACCCCAUGGCCCGUCUUCCAGUCAACGCCCGCUGCCCCUUCAUAGAUAUGGACAUGUUGCUGGAGCUCGGUCAAUCAGCCAAUGAAUUCCGUGCUUUGCUGGAAGCUCACCUACAGAAGUUGGCUCCGGGGGUGGAGCCCCAGGAGGGCAUAGUCAUGCAGCUGGCGGAGGUCGCUCCUGAUCCACGCACAAUGAAGACCCACCUUCCACCCUCUCUCCUCACCCCAGACCUCCUUGACACUGCUAAGGUGGUGUAUGUGGCCAGGAACCCCAAGGAUGUCUGCAUGUCUUACUAUCACCACAGUCGUAUAUUUAACGCCCAUGGCUUCGUGGGCUCCUUCAACCAGUUCGUCCAGUUCCUGAUUGAUGAUGACUUGUUGUACGGUCCAUACUUGGAGCACGUACGGGAGGCCUGGGUGAAGCGAGAGCAUCCCAACAUGCUCUUCCUGUUCUACGAGGACCUCAAGACAGACAUUAUGGGACAACUGCACAAACUGAACAAUUUCCUUGGUACCUCACUCACCCAACACCAGCUACAGCAGGUAGCUGACUACACAAGCUUCCCAGAGAUGCGGAAGAGAGAGGAGAGAAACAUAAUCAAGGACUUCUCAGAAGAAAUCAACAUGGAACUGGUUAAAAAACAUGGAGGAUUCUUCAGGAAGGGUGAAGUGGGCAACUGGAAGGAACACCUCACAAGUACUCAAGAAGCCAAGAUUGAUCUGUGGACCAUGAAAAAUAUCCUUAACUUAGGUCUCAAGUUCAAGUACUCAGGCAGCAAAGUUUGAUAUGUGGACCAGGAAGAACACACUCAUUUUGGGCGUGAGGGUGAACAAACAUAGAUAUAAAAUUUUAUUAUUUAAAUAAGUAAAAUAUUUGUAACUACAAGUUUCAUGGAAUUUAUUGCAACUUCGCGGUUGCUAGUAAGAUUGUUCUCGGUGUACAGUAGUGCUGGAACACGGUGAUCUACAUGUGUGUGUUCUCAAGGCUCAUAAAUAUGGGUCUUGGCGCUGUGUCGAAGCCCCGGAGCCUUUGGAAACAACAGUCGAUUUUACUCUAUCCGCCAAGAAGCCUGGGACGCAUUUAUUUUCAGAAAUUUGGACAAAUACCAUGAUUGCUAAAAAUUUGUUUAAAUCUAAAUUUAUUCAUUCAUUUAUAUUUAUUUAUAUUAAAGUGAAGUUAUUUAAAAUUAUUUAGGAAUUAACAUAAAUUGUAGAGUGAACAAAAUACAUUAUACUAUUAA